Molecule: messenger RNA, 729 nt
Organism: Penicillium cataractarum
Lineage: Eukaryota; Fungi; Ascomycota; Eurotiomycetes; Eurotiales; Aspergillaceae
Exons: 2
Coding region: 1-729 (242 amino acids)
Source: RefSeq, a predicted model, not a curated record
AUGGCCCCUAUCCGUCGUUACUUGCGUAUAAGCAAAUACUCGGUGCUGGAGUGCCGCAUUUACCUGGACAAUCCAUCCGACUCGCGAUGGCUCUUGAAUCCACGCGAUCCGGUUCUCCAACGCGUCUUCGCUGCGAUUCGACCGUUAGUCCUGCCCAAGUUGCGGGAGGAGAAUGAAAGGCUAUGGUCGCGCAAGAAGGGCAAGCCCGUGAAGGAUGUUAUUGCUGAAGAUGAAUUCGAAGUAGCCAUCUUCCUCCGCGAGUCGCGAACCCGUCAUGCUUUGUUGACCCGCAACAAGACUUUCCACGAGCUGGAUAGCAAGAAGAACCAAAAGUUGAAAGCAGAGUCCGGGGAAGAUUUGACGGAAGACUCAGCGGGCCCAGCCCAGUCUGUCAGGGCAGAGGUUAUUCUCGAUAGUGACGACAGCGAGGCUGAGGUCGAUUUGCGCAAUAUUCCCGAAACAACAGGAGAGGACAAUGAUCCAGAAACUGUCACAUUAUCGGAAAUUGGGGCAGAGGCUCAAACCGGAGAGGAGGCUGCAGGAGAUGAGAAGAAGAUGCGCUUCAGCACCCAUUACGAAAGCUUCAACAUUACAGGAUGGGUGCUUUGCUUGCUCAUCACUCGCAAAGGGGACCGGGCUCAGGGUCGCACAGCUACAUCAGAACCGAAACAGCCUCUUAUGGAGGAAUGGAUUUCCACCCAGGCCCAGACAGGUCUGGGCGAGGACUGA